This is a messenger RNA of Xenia sp. Carnegie-2017, 802 nucleotides long. RefSeq lists its product as uncharacterized. The transcript has 2 exons. The coding region runs from base 48 to 506 and encodes 152 amino acids. Lineage: Eukaryota; Metazoa; Cnidaria; Anthozoa; Malacalcyonacea; Xeniidae. The record is from RefSeq and is a predicted model, not a curated record.
AUUAACACUUUACAAUUUGAUAAUAAGACAUCGCUCGACAAUUAAACAUGCCGUGGACAGCUCAGCAAAGAAGUCGUUUGGUAACAGAGAAGGCAAUUCUCGACAAGUUCUUUCCUGGUCAUGUUAAAUGGAUUGAUCCAACUGAAGAUACGAAAGUAGAAGUGUCUCUUAACACAAACAAUGGUAACAAGUAUUGUUUGAGAGUGUAUCUUAAGGAAGAUGGUGAAUCAAGCUCUGACUUUCCUAAUUCUGUUCCAGAUAUGGUUGUGUCUUCUUCACCAAAUCCGAUGCCGAAAUGGGGCACUGGUGAUAAAACGCACACAUUGGGAUAUCGCGACGGAUAUUUAAAGAUCUGUCACUACCGGUCGAGCAGAUGGACAGAUAAAUCCACACUGUAUGAAGUGAUCAUAAAAGGAAGGAUUUGGCUGGAAGCUUAUGAAGCACAUUUGACGUCGGAGAAUAAAGAAAAAAAUAUUUGUGAUUUUCUUGGGGAAAUGAAAGCAUAACUAUGUUUGAAAGAACGAAAGCAAAAUCGUAUGUAUUUGAAUUAUUCUUCGCUGUAUGACAUAACUGGUAAAUUUUCUUAAAGAAGGAAAUGUUGUAGCAACAUUUCAUAACUAUUGUAACAAAUAGGCACAAUCCCUCAUGAUAUAAUCUAUGUUGUAUGAAGCCAACAUUAAAAUUUUGUAAUCACAUUUUAAUAAAAAUGACAACAAACACUGCGCGCAAACAUUUCUGUAUCGACUCAUUAAAAACUUUUCUUACAUAUUGACAAGUCAUUACUCAAUAGUAAGUCGUAAAA